AUGGACCGGAUGAUUGGCUGGGCCGAUGACAGCGUACCAAGCGGACUUCCAAGCAUCGCUCACGACGACAACACAGUUCCAGUUGGCACUGUCCAGCCAUCUCAUGCCUCAUACCAUCCACACCAUCCAUCCCACCCCUUCUCUCAACCUCCUGCACAACAUCACCAUCCUGCUGUCGCAGGUGGUUAUGGACAUCAGCAUUGGCAGCCUGUCCAGCCGCCACAUGUGAACAGCGUGCAGCAGCAGCAGCAGCAGCAACAGCAACAGCAGCAGCAGCAACAGCAACAGCAGCAGCAGCAGCAUCAGCCGCAGCAGCAUCAACAGCAGCAACAGUUGCCGCCAUCUCGCCCAGCCUCGACGAUCCCGAUACCAGUUUCUACGCCGGUGCCUGUGUCCCUUCCUCCAACUGCACCGACCUCGUCGACGCCCGUGCCCGCGCCGCAGUCCCAACCUCAAACUCAGCCGCGACAAACGAAGAAGCGAAAGCUGAACGAUCAGAGGCAACAGCAGCAGCAACAGCAGCAGCAACAACAGCAGCAAGCGUCUGCUGGCCCAUCCACAUCCACCACAGAUCGGCUGGGUCUUCUGCAGACAAAUCUGCCAUCGCCGGCUCCUUCGGCAUCGGUGCCAACUCCUCCCCCUCCAGCGAAUCAACAGGCCGCUCAGUCCACCCCCACGGUAGCCACGUCCUCAAAGCAGAGCGCCCCACCCCAGACGCCUCAAAAUUGGUCUGUCGCAGGCCCUUCGAGUGCCCAACGAACCUCAUCCUCCGCAAUGCCUACCUCUCCUGCGCCGGCAUUGGCACCUCCUCCUGAAGGCAUCUAUCGAACAUUCGAAGACCUUUUGACUGCCGUACAGCGUGUGGCAAAGGACCAGGGAUAUGGAGUCGUGAAGCUUCGAUCCAGCAAUUAUCGUGAGGGCAAGCCAACUCGCUUCGACCUGGUGUGUGAUCGUGGAGGAGUCAAGUACAGCAGUACGGCAAAGAAGCGCAACCCCAGCACGCGCAAGGUAGAUUGUCCGUGGCGUGGAAAAGCUGUGUGCGAAGUGCAGCUGGGAAAUCAAUGGCGCUUCGUCGUUCAAGAGGCACGACACAAUCACGAACCUCGCGUGCCUACCGCCCCGCCUGGGCAAGAGAACACGCCCGUUGCACAGAGCAUUAGAAGCUUGACCAACAAGAUCGACCGCAUGACCCACGAGAUGACUCAGGGCUUCACCAGAUUAGAGUCUCGCCUAGAAAGCAUGGAGAAGCGGAUCGAAUCUUUUGAGCAAAAUCAACAGAGCCAAUUGAACCAGCAAGGUCAACAGACUCAGCAGAGCCAACAGAAUCAUCACAACCACAUGAUUCAAAACCGCGUUCCCAUGAUGAGCGCACCUCCUGGUAUUUUGGACGGUAGGAUGAACCAAAUGGAAGCCCGCAUGGAAGCUAUUGAGCGGGGAGGCAUGGACAUGCAACUGGGCGACAUGGAUGCGACCACAAGACUGCUCACGGGUUCGACCAUGUAA
Messenger RNA from Diaporthe amygdali, 1503 nucleotides. RefSeq lists its product as uncharacterized. The transcript has a single exon. Bases 1 to 1503 code for a protein of 500 amino acids. The record is from RefSeq and is a predicted model, not a curated record. Lineage: Eukaryota; Fungi; Ascomycota; Sordariomycetes; Diaporthales; Diaporthaceae.